Messenger RNA from Otolemur garnettii (small-eared galago), 2286 nucleotides. It is a transcript of the gene HOXA11, whose product is annotated as homeobox A11. The record is from RefSeq and is a predicted model, not a curated record. Bases 70 to 1014 code for a protein of 314 amino acids. Lineage: Eukaryota; Metazoa; Chordata; Mammalia; Primates; Galagidae. Gene Ontology annotation, molecular function: RNA polymerase II cis-regulatory region sequence-specific DNA binding; DNA-binding transcription factor activity, RNA polymerase II-specific. Gene Ontology annotation, biological process: anatomical structure development; regulation of transcription by RNA polymerase II. The transcript has 2 exons. Gene Ontology annotation, cellular component: nucleus.
CUUCAAAGAGGCAGCUGCAGUGGAGAAUCAUGUUAAGCUCGGCUACUGCGGAGAGCCCAAGGUAGCCCAAUGAUGGAUUUUGAUGAGCGUGGUCCCUGCUCCUCUAACAUGUAUUUGCCAAGUUGUACUUACUACGUCUCGGGUCCAGACUUCUCCAGCCUCCCUUCUUUUCUGCCCCAGACCCCGUCUUCGCGCCCAAUGACAUAUUCGUACUCUUCCAACCUGCCCCAGGUCCAACCCGUGCGCGAAGUGACCUUCAGAGAGUACGCCAUUGAGCCCGCCACUAAAUGGCACCCCCGCGGCAAUCUGGCCCACUGCUACUCCGCGGAUGAGCUGGUGCACAGAGACUGCCUGCAGGCGCCCAGCGCGGCCGGCGUGCCUGGCGACGUGCUGGCCAAGAGCUCGGCCAACGUCUACCACCACCCCACCCCCGCCGUCUCGUCCAAUUUCUAUAGCACCGUGGGCAGGAACGGCGUCCUGCCACAGGCUUUCGACCAGUUUUUCGAGACGGCUUACGGCACCCCGGAAAACCUCGCCUCCUCCGACUACCCCGGGGACAAGAGUGCCGAGAAGGGGCCCCCGGCGGCCACGGCGACCUCCGCGGCGGCAGCGGCGGCGGCGGCGGCCACCGGCGCGCCGACAACUUCAAGUUCGGACAGCGGCGGCGGCGGCUGCCGGGAGGCGGCGGCGGCGGAGGAGAAAGAGCGGCGGCGGCGCCCGGAGAGCAGCAGCAGCCCCGAGUCGUCUUCCGGCCACACUGAAGACAAGGCCGGCGGCUCCAGUGGCCAACGCACCCGCAAAAAGCGCUGCCCCUAUACCAAGUACCAGAUCCGAGAGCUGGAGCGGGAGUUCUUCUUCAGUGUCUAUAUCAACAAAGAGAAGCGACUACAACUGUCCCGCAUGCUCAACCUCACAGAUCGUCAAGUUAAAAUCUGGUUUCAGAACAGAAGGAUGAAGGAAAAAAAAAUUAACAGAGACCGUUUACAGUACUAUUCAGCUAAUCCACUCCUCUAAGGCUCCAGCUGAUUGGAUUUGGGUGGGGGGCUUCAUACACAUGAGAUGAUAUGCAGAUUUUGCCCUUGACAAGGUCAAGCCACAUGGUGACUUUUGAAAAAAGGUAUGCAAGGGAGAGGAGGCUAUGUGGAGAUAGCCCCACAGGAGUCUGCCUGGAACUCUCUUGUUUAAGAUCUCAGUGGUUGUUUCCUAAUAACAAUUGGAUUCUAAGAGUUGCAUCAACUAAAAUAAAAGGUUUGGGACCCCUGGUGGUUCACUCUUGGAGCCAGCAGAGAUUCAGGCUGGGUGUGGUCUCUACCCUGGACUGGGCCCCCUGCCAGAUCCCCUGGAGGCCACCCUCCCCAGUGGGAGGCUGCCCACCCCCGGGACCCCUGAGUCAAGAAGCUGUGCAUUCUCCAAGCCUAGUUCAACUUGGGGACAGGGGUAGUAGGAAGGGGGAGGCUUCCUAGAUGCCCGGAAUGAGGCUGCUUUCCAAAGCCAAUGUGAAAGGCGACUGGACUAAGAGGUGGCUUUGAGUGGGAGAGGGCUGCAAAUCCUUAUGGGAAGAGAAAUCUAUUCCAGGUGGCGUUAGUGUCCGUCCACUCCUCUUAGCCACCCACUGCACUAUCUCAGGCCUAAGUUCCCAGUUGCUAACUCCUGCAGCCCACCUGGCCUUUCUUUCUAUCAAACAGUGGUGGUGGUGGGAUGUCCUUCAUCCCAGCCUACAACUCAUGCCCAAAGCCUGAUUGCAUAGUGGACUGUUCCCUGAGGUGGAAGACAUCCAUCGAAAAACCAAAAGAACUCUGGCUCUGAAGAUCUCUGCAGGAAAUGCCUGGGGUGGGGGUGCAGCAGUUUGACAAAAUCGCCACCAUAGUUAAUGAAGCUUGGAUUUGCUUGGUGUCCAGCAUGGGAGCAGUGGGCCUGGCCAGCAGGUCUCCAGCUAUAGCUAUGAGGGGCUUGAGUUUCCCUAAACACCUGGUUCCGGUGCCAGACUAUACCCUCAUUUGCUCCAGAACUGAACUUGGAAGCUUCUGGAGACCUUCCAAGGGCCUGAGAGUGAUGUGGAAUUAUUUUAAAAGAUAAAUGUUAUAUUAUAUAUAUAUAUAUUUCCCUGAAGGAACCAAAGCGAAUUUUAAAGAUGCAAUGUAGAGGGAAAAAAAGAUGAUGAAAAUAUUUAAAGGCUCUAUCUGUUUACAGUGUUCCAUGGUUAAACUCGCUCACUGCUAAGAAUAUUUGAAUGUACGCUUCAUACAGGGAUGGUGUUCAAAAGACUUGUAAAUAAAGGAACCAUAA